AGAUGAUCCAAGGUGUGCAUUCUCUACACCUGUCCGGUGAAGGUCUCCUCUUCUCGGGGUCUCUGCUCCUCUCUGUCCCCUCCUGCUGGUUCUUCUGCCUCCUUUCCGCCUCUCUCAUGACCGACGCGGCGAACGCGACGUCGCUGACGCUGCACGGCCUGCGGCAGCUGUCUGACCAGCGGCUGCUCUUCUUCAUCCUCUUCCUCGCGGCCUACGUGUUCGCGCUGUGCAGCGACGGCCUCGUGCUGGUGGUGAUCUGCACGCACCGCGGCCUCCAUAGGCCCAUGUACGCGUUCGUGGGCGCGCUGCUGCUGAACUCGCUGGUGGGCGGCAGCGCGCUCUACCCGCGGCUGCUGUGGGAGCUGCUGUGGGAGGGGGACUCUGUGAUCGUGACCCUGCCGGCGUGCGCGUGUCAGGCGUGGGUGCUGUACACGCUGGGCACCUCGGCCUUCAUGCUGCUCGCGGCCAUGGCGUUCGACCGCUACGUCGCCAUCUGCCAGCCGAUGCGCUACGCCGCGCUGGUGUCGCCGCGCGUGGUGGGCGCGCUGCUGCUGUUCUGUUGGCUGAUCCCCGCCGCGAUGAUUGGCGGCACCGUGCUUCUGGCCGCGCGCCUGCCGCACUGCCGCGCUCAGGUCGACAGGCUCUACUGUGACUUAUACAGUUUGAUUAGAAUCAGCUGCGGCGGCGGCGGGGCGCAGCUGAGCGAAGUCUUGGCGCUGUUGUCCUUCACGGCCACCGUCCUGGUCCCCGCCGCCUUCGUGCUCUUCACCUACAGCAGCAUCCUCUUCGUCUGCGUCUGCCGCACGCGCUCCUUCAGCGGCAAAGCGCUGCGCACCUGCCUGCCGCACCUGCUGGUCUUCCUCAACUACAGCGGCUGCUCCGCGGCGGAGCUGCUGCAGCGCCGCCUGCAGGCCGCCGACCAGCCUGCAACGUCGGUGCUGACCUCCGUGCUGGUGGUUCUGGUUCCGACCGUGUUGAACCCGGUGGUGUACGGCCUGAACAUGAGCGCCAUCACCGAUAAAGUCAGGCGGCUGCUGGGCAGCAGAAAAACGGACUGAAAUGUGGAAUUUGAUCCUGUUUUCUAGAUCUGGAAAUGUGAGGAGAAAGGAAAACAGAUUAUAACCUCCGUUAUGAUUUGUGUUUUAGGGCUUCUGCUCUGUUUUGAAAAAUGAAUAAUUUCCUCUUGUUGUAGUGAUGUGUAUAUAUAUUCAAAAAAUGUUUUAAAUUAAAUGUUGGGCUGAUAUGAAAAGAAACCCCCUCUGUUUUAUUUUUUCUGUUUUUUUUCGUGAUGACACAUAUUUUCAGCAUUAAAUGGAUGCUGCUGGCCUGAAUAAUUAUGAAUUUGUAUAGAUUUGUUUUUUCUAGUGUGUCAAAU
Messenger RNA from Fundulus heteroclitus (mummichog), 1375 nucleotides. RefSeq names its product olfactory receptor 10J5. Gene Ontology annotation, biological process: G protein-coupled receptor signaling pathway. The transcript has a single exon. Gene Ontology annotation, molecular function: G protein-coupled receptor activity; olfactory receptor activity. Gene Ontology annotation, cellular component: membrane. Lineage: Eukaryota; Metazoa; Chordata; Actinopteri; Cyprinodontiformes; Fundulidae. Bases 3 to 1058 code for a protein of 351 amino acids. The record is from RefSeq and is a predicted model, not a curated record.